AUGGCCCCCUACAGGAACGAUUUCUCGCUCGCCGACAAGGUGGCCCUGGUGUCAGGUGGUCAUCGCGGGAUCGGUCUUGAGGGCGCGCUCGCUUUGAGUGAAGCAGGUGCACGAGCGGUUUACUGCGUAGAUAUCCCCGUCGCACCCGGGGAUGAAUGGUCCAGGGUGCAAGAGUACGUAUCCCACUUGCGCGGGCCGGACGGAGAGACGAGGCGCUUGGAGUACAUCUGCGGAGACACCCGCGACCAGGAGCAGAUGUGGCAAAUCGGCAAGACAAUCGGAGACAGGGAGGGUCGUAUGGACGUCUGCUUCGCUGCGGCCGGGAUAUCGGGCGAAUUGACGAAAACCUUGCACAUUCCGGAGGAGCGCUUCCAGGAGGCGAGUCGGACCACCGUGCUGGACGUCAAUUUGAAGGGUGUACUGUACACCGCCCAGGCUGCCGGCCAACAGAUGGAGCGAUUCGACAGCGGAGGAAGCAUCGUCAUGGUGGGAAGCAUUGGAGGCACGAUCACUGGGAACUUCGGAAUGACGUCCUACGAGGCGUCCAAGGGCGGCGUGUUGCAGCUAGCACGGAGUCUCGCAUGCGAGAUUGCCCCGAAACGCAUUCGCGUGAACAGCAUCAGCCCCGGGGUGACCAGGACCGCUAUGGUGGAGAGUGCGUGCACAGGGAUCCCCCACCUGCUCGAGAUGUUGGUGAACAGGAUCCCGAUGAAACGCAUCUGUUCCCCCCACGAAAUGGGUGGCACCCUGGUGUGGCUUGCCAGCGAUGCGAGCUCCUUUGUCACUGGUACCAACAUUGUUGUGGACGGCGGCUACUGCGCGUGCUGA
Molecule: messenger RNA, 828 nt
Organism: Trametes versicolor FP-101664 SS1
Lineage: Eukaryota; Fungi; Basidiomycota; Agaricomycetes; Polyporales; Polyporaceae
Product: NAD-P-binding protein
Exons: 6
Coding region: 1-828 (275 amino acids)
Cellular component (GO): intracellular anatomical structure
Molecular function (GO): oxidoreductase activity, acting on NAD(P)H, oxygen as acceptor
Source: RefSeq, a predicted model, not a curated record